CUGACUAGUCGUCGCCGUCUUCGCGGCUGCUAUGACCAGCGGGCGAGGCGCCCUUCGCAGCUCCGCGCAACGCUAGUCGCGGCCGUGCGCCCGCCGUAGCCGUCUGCGUCCCAGCGCGGCCGCUCCCGCGGCCCCCUCGGCUUUGCCAGCGCCGCCUGCGAGGCGGAGGCAGGAUGAAGAUGACUGUGGAUUUCGAGGAGUGUCUGAAGGACUCGCCCCGCUUCAGGGCAGCUUUGGAAGAAGUAGAAGGUGAUGUGGCAGAAUUGGAACUAAAACUUGAUAAGCUUGUGAAACUUUGUAUUGCAAUGAUUGAUACUGGAAAAGCCUUUUGUGUUGCAAAUAAACAGUUCAUGAAUGGGAUUCGAGACCUGGCUCAGUAUUCUAGUAAUGAUGCUGUCGUUGAGACAAGUUUGACCAAGUUUUCUGACAGUCUUCAAGAAAUGAUAAAUUUUCACACAAGACAAGGUCUCCCUUUGUCACUCAGGCUCGAGUGCAGGGGCAUGAUCAUAGCACUGCUCUGGGAAUCCUCCCACCUCAGGAUGAUCCUGUUUGACCAAACUCAGAGAUCAAUUAAGGCACAGCUUCAGAACUUUGUUAAAGAAGAUCUUAGAAAAUUCAAAGAUGCCAAGAAGCAAUUCGAAAAAGUCAGUGAAGAAAAAGAAAAUGCGUUAGUAAAAAAUGCCCAAGUACAAAGAAACAAACAACAUGAAGUUGAAGAAGCCACCAACAUUCUGACAGCAACAAGAAAAUGUUUCCGACACAUAGCCCUCGAUUAUGUGCUUCAGAUUAAUGUUCUUCAAUCAAAAAGGAGAUCAGAAAUCCUAAAAUCAAUGUUGUCAUUUAUGUAUGCCCAUUUGGCCUUCUUUCAUCAAGGAUAUGAUCUGUUUAGUGAACUUGGACCCUACAUGAAGGAUCUUGGUGCACAGUUGGAUCGACUGGUUGUGGAUGCAGCAAAGGAGAAAAGAGAAAUGGAGCAAAAACAUUCCACCAUUCAACAAAAGGAUUUCUCCAGUGAUGAUUCUAAGUUAGAAUAUAACGUAGAUGCUGCAAAUGGCAUAGUUAUGGAAGGAUAUCUGUUCAAACGAGCCAGCAAUGCCUUCAAAACUUGGAACAGGAAAAAGCCCGAUCACAUCAGGCGCUGGUUUUCAAUACAGAAUAAUCAGUUGGUUUACCAGAAAAAAUUUAAGGAUAAUCCGACUGUGGUAGUUGAAGACCUCAGGCUUUGCACAGUGAAACAUUGUGAAGACAUAGAGCGACGAUUCUGCUUUGAGGUGGUCUCGCCAACAAAAAGUUGCAUGCUCCAGGCAGAUUCCGAAAAGCUGCGCCAGGCAUGGAUUAAGGCUGUUCAGACCAGUAUUGCUACUGCUUAUAGAGAGAAGGGUGAUGAAUCAGAGAAGCUGGAUAAGAAAUCAUCUCCAUCCACAGGAAGCCUAGAUUCUGGAAAUGAGUCCAAAGAGAAAUUAUUGAAAGGAGAAAGUGCGCUUCAGCGGGUCCAGUGUAUCCCUGGCAAUGCCAGCUGUUGUGACUGUGGCCUGGCAGAUCCACGGUGGGCCAGCAUCAACCUGGGCAUCACCUUGUGUAUCGAGUGCUCCGGAAUUCACCGGAGCCUUGGGGUUCAUUUUUCAAAAGUACGAUCUUUAACUUUAGACACCUGGGAGCCAGAACUUUUAAAGCUUAUGUGUGAGUUGGGGAAUGAUGUUAUAAAUCGAGUUUAUGAAGCUAAUGUGGAAAAAAUGGGAAUAAAGAAACCCCAACCAGGACAAAGACAGGAGAAGGAGGCAUAUAUCAGAGCAAAAUAUGUGGAGAGGAAAUUUGUGGAUAAAUAUUCUAUAUCAUUAUCACCUCCUGAGCAGCAAAAAAAGUUUGUCUCUAAAAGUUCUGAAGAAAAGAGGCUGAGCAUUUCUAAAUUUGGGCCAGGGGACCAAGUCAGAGCAUCUGCCCAAAGUUCAGUGAUUGCUGUAAAUAGCGACGAGGCCAGGCGGGAGUCUCUGUUUUGUCCUGAUGAGCUAGAUUCACUCUUCUCCUACUUUGAUACUUCUUCAAAACUGCGUAGUAUCAGAAGUAAUGACAGUGGAAUUCAGCAGAGCUCUGAUGAUGGAAGAGAAUCUUUACCCUCCACGGUGUCAGCCAAUAGUUUAUAUGAGCCUGAAGGAGAAAGGCAAGAUUCUUCUAUGUUUCUUGACUCGAAACAUCUUAAUCCAGGACUUCAGCUUUAUAGGGCGUCAUAUGAAAAAAACCUUCCUAAAAUGGCUGAGGCUUUGGCUCAUGGUGCAGACGUGAACUGGGCCAAUUCAGAGGAAAACAAAGCGACACCACUUAUUCAGGCUGUAUUAGGGGGCUCUUUGGUGACGUGUGAGUUCCUCCUACAGAAUGGUGCUAAUGUCAACCAAAGAGAUGUCCAAGGGCGGGGACCAUUGCACCAUGCCACCGUCUUAGGGCACACAGGGCAGGUAUGUUUAUUCCUAAAACGAGGUGCCAAUCAACAUGCCACUGAUGAAGAAGGGAAAGACCCUUUGAGCAUAGCUGUGGAAGCAGCCAAUGCUGAUAUAGUCACCUUGUUACGUUUAGCAAGAAUGAAUGAAGAGAUGCGGGAAUCAGAAGGACUUUAUGGACAGCCAGGUCAAUAUUCUACUAAUAACCAUACUGAAAUGCAGUAUAAGAAAUGCAUUCAGGAAUUUAUCAGUUUACAACUGGAAGAUUCAUAGUUCUUUAGCAAACUAAUGUGAUACUAUAGAGUUUUUAUAACCCACUUGUAAAUUGUGAGUUGUUAGCUUUGUACUGUACUUAACUGAAUCCUUGGGUGGCUAAUCCCGGGCCUUUAAACAUUCGUAACUCUUCCUAUGACAGUACACAUUGACUUGCUCUAUUUCACUCUGGCUGCUGACUUCUUUAUUUGCUGUACGGAUGUCUUCCAUAUACAUUCCAGUGAAAUGAAUGGAAUGGUAAAAAUAUUCUUCAUAUACUUACAGCAGCAAAAUAGUUGUUUUCUUUUUGGAAUUCUUUUUAGCUGUCAAGUGAAUAUAACAAAAUUGUUUUCUUUUUGUUAUUCAGGGAAUUUCUAUAAAUUACGUUCAGGGAAAAAAAAAAUCACCAUGUGUCUGGCAUAUAAAAAGCCAGUAUGGAAAAUACCAAGAAAAAGUUUACUGAUGAGUUUUGUACUACAAUCUAAAAAUGAGUUGAAGAUUUAAAAUGAAAAUUCACCAGGUGGAGAAGUCCAUGAUGUGAGUGGAGCUAGUUUGAAAGGCUGAGGGCAAAGGUCUCAUUUUAUCUAAAGCUAAAGCUUUGCCUCCAGGCAGUUGUACAUUAUCUCUUAGAUAAGCGGAAGUAUUUAGAACAAUACUUUUUGCACCUGAUGGCAAAGUAGAUUUAUUCUACUUGAGAAAUUUCAAUUCAUGAUCACCUCAAGUUUCAUUUUGAGUAAUUUUCACCUUUGAAUCAAGAUGUCAAGGAAGAAGUAUCAGAUUCUUCUCUUUGAAGAACACGUUGAUUAGACGUUCUUCACAAAGAAGAGAGUAAUUAUUGGUUUUCUUGUUUCAUGAAUUUGAGUAUAUGAAUUACUCAUCUGUCUGUUUUAAAUUUAUAUACACAUUAGUAAAAAAUUUCAUGAAUUCGUGACUAAAAUACUUGAGAAUAUUCAGUUUGCAAUGAGUAGGUUUGGUUUUUUAAAAAUGAAUAUUGAUACAUUAUUUUUAAAGUGACCUGGUAAUAUCAUCUCUUCUUCCUGUUUAAAUACAUUUUGAAAUUUCUGUACUUCAGCCAUUUAUUUUAACGAGAUUAAUAUAUAGUUAAUGUGAGGCCGUUCUUUCCUCAGAGGACCGUAUUUACUACUGCUUAUUUUUGGCCUAAUUUAAUGUGGAACAAGUAAGAACGUUAAGAAUAGAGGCACUUCAGCUAGAUAUUUCUAAUCUAGGGUGUCCCACUUGAAUCCUAUGGAUCAUACAAUAGUAGGCGGCUCAUGAUGUUCCGAGAUGGAAGAGUGCUGAUGAAGGGUGAAGCUCUAGCGUUCAUUCUGGAUUUCACCCAUUUGUUUCAAACUUGAAUGUUAGAUUUUAAAUAGGUUAUAAUUUUAUAACAGAUAUUCUUAACUGAUAGUAUUACUAGGCCGUUUUUGAGGCCUUUGUGUUUAAGCACUUUAAAAUAAAAAUUGUUUAAAGAAUAUGACCUGAUAUUUGUAAGAGAAGAGUGAACCUCACGAUUUUAAGUUAAACAAUUAUUUUCCCCCUGACAUUUUUAACUUCAGUGUUUGGUUAGCUGCUCUUUCCUUACGGUGUCUGCUGAUGAAGUUCACCCAGCUGAUUAGCCAGGUGGUCAGUGGUCGACUCUUCUCUGGAGUUGGGAAGCUUGAAAGGAAAGGGCCUCUAAGUUCUUGCCACUUCUAGUUCCACCCAAAUUGUUUGGGUGUCUGCCACCAUCAUUUAGGAGCAUUCAAAUGUCUUCCACUGUCAUUUUUGAGUUUAUAUAUACAUAAACUUAAAAUGUAUAGAAAAGAUUUUACCAAUUUAAUUUAAUGAAAACUUGAAAAAAAAAGCCUCAUUUUAAAACAAGCUCUCUUACCAUUCUCACAUUUUAGUUUAGAGGUUAAAAAAUAGACCAGAAUUCUGGAAAUAGUAUAUCAGAAUAAAAUUGAGAUAUUUCUGAUUUAUUUGAGGAUCAUCUUGAGAAGGGUUAGAUUUUUAACUCAUUCAGAGGGCCUAAUAUUUAAAGCAGGAUGAUUUUAUGCUUAGACAGGGGACAUGGUGAAAUGGCAUAGCAAUUGCUCUUCGGUUUCUGUUCUUUUUCUUUAUGAGACAGGUAUGUUUGGCUCAGGCAGCGGCUGUUUGUUUUUCCUCUGCUUAUCACUGUACAUUUUUCUAUCAAAUGCUUUGGUUGCUUGUUUUAUUGAGAUCCUUUUUUGGUUUUCUUAGCAAUAGAAUGAAAACCUCAGAACUCUGGGUAAAUUAAAUGCAGGUAUUUUUAAUCUUUUGAUAAUGAAGAGCUCUUAUCCUUUAAAAGAUUCAGAUGUAAUCUUUGGCAAUCACUGAUUUAUUUCUAGGAAACCCCACUUGUGAACUUUCUAUCUGUACAACCCUAGGGACCUGGGACUCCCUGUUUCUUGCGUGGGGUGAUUGAGAGCACACGUUUUCUUCAAAAGAAGGUGUGUCUCUCUUUGGCAGUCCCAGUAGCCCUUAGGAGACAUGGGUGGGUGAGGGAAACAGCACACUCUUCUCUCAGUUGUUGGAAACCGGUUUGGUGGUUCCCACAGUCUCUGGCUCUGUGACUCUUCUUGAUCGUUGGCAGGCUCUCAGCCAGUUGAGAAUCAUCACUGCUUUAGGGACCCGCUACUGGUUAUGUGAGUAUGUAGCAAGCACAAGUUGGGAAUCGCUGAUCUAAGUAAUUAUGAAAGUAAGCUGUUACCCACCCAGAAGGGGUAAGGUCGUGCAUAGGAUGACCUGGGGUGGGUCUCAUGUGCUGCCGUCCCUGUGAGGUGAGGGGAGUACAUUUCAAGAGCAAAAUUAGCAAACUCUUGAAUCAUCAUAACUGCUGUUGUGGUAGAUAUUCUGAAUACCAAAAAUUAAAAGUGAAUUUAAACUGUCAGUGGAAACACAGCAGUCUGCAUUUUAAAAACUUAGAGCUGUCCAGGCACAUAGAAAAGUUAACUGUCUGAGGGGAAAUAGAAUGUGGUUAAGUUUAAAGAAUAUGCUUAGUAUUAUAAAUGUUGAGUGAUGAGUUGUUUACCAUUUAUAAUAAACUGUUAAAUGUAUUUCUGGGAACAUUCCAUGGCAGCAUAUUCUGGGUUGUUGUUUAUGUGUUCCAAUGUAGACAAAUUAUAUUUGCCUUGGGAAAAAUUCUAAGUAAUCAAAAUUAUAUUUAAAUAUUAAAAAAUCACAUUGAAGUUCAAUUUGUGUUAGCUGUAUUAAAUAUCUUGGUCACUAUUGUUCUUGUAACAUUUGCUUUUGACAACACAUUUUGAGAUCUAAGAAAGGUAGUACAUUAACAGUGCAUUAAUUAAUGUUUUGUUAGAAACUAAAUGUUAACAAAAAGUUUUGUGUGUAUGUGAAGGUGGCAACUUCCUUUUGUAUUAUAUUAACACUUUUUAAAUGUAUUCAGUCAGUGAAACCAAUGAUUAUUAUAGCACCAACACUUUCAUUCAAGGAAGCAUUUGAGUCUUAUAAUUUGUUUUGCAUGGUACAAUGGUUCUACUAAAAUAUACUUGUGUAAUAGGUACUAGAUGAUUUAAAAACAAAACCGGAGAAACCAUUUAAAAAGUUCCAUAGCUUGUUAUACAAAAUAUGCAUUGCUAAUAGUAGAAGCCAUAUAUUGCCAUUGUACUGUUGUAAUACUUAACAGUGCUCAUCUGGUGCUACCUGUAGACUAUUUGGUAUUAACGUCUGCUAGACCCUUCUUCCUAUUUCUUCUUGAAUGUAUAAUGUGUGCCUUUUAAGUUACUUCUAGUGUUGAAUGGUAAAAUCUUUGUGGUAUUUUUGUAUUAUACUCUGCACUUUACACUUUCUUGGAAAGGAAAAUUCCAGACUAUCCAGUUUAAAUAGUCUUUUAAAAAUAUUUAUAAUGUUUACAAUAAAUAUUUUACAUAUUUUAAUUCAACAUCUGCAAAUUAGAAAAAAUAUUUUAUAUGGUUUGUUGCUAUUUAAUGUUGCUCUAUUUAUUUUCUAUCUUUUAGAAUGGUUAAAAUGAGAAUAGCAAUGUUUGUCUUUUGAUGUGGAAGUGAACUUUUACAAAACCAUGGGUAUAAUUGGAUUGUCUUACCAGCUGUUCCAACGUAUCAACCUUUUAUUUUAGUCAUGUCAAUAUGAGUUAGAUGUUACUCUCAGCCACCUGUUAAUAAUCUCUUCUUACUGUUUUUUUCUUUUUAAAGUAGACUGAUGAGGUUUAAUUGAUUGAUUCAGGUCGGGAAUAAAUUUCCAGGGCUAAAUGAAAACUAUAUAGAGAUGUUAAUAGUUGCUUUUUACCUAGACUAAAUACAAAAAGUGACUAGAAAGUAUUAGAUUUUUUUUCCUUUUUUUUCUUUUUUUGAGGCGGAGUCUCGCUCUGUUGCCCAGGCUGGAGUGCAGUGGCGCGAUCUUGGCUCACUGCAAGCUCUGCCUCCCGGGUUCACACCAUUCUCAUGCCUUGGCCUCCCGAGUAGCUGGGACUACAGGCGCCCACCACCACGCCCGGCUAAUUUUUUGUAUUUUUAAUAGAGACGGGGUUUCACCGUGUUAGCCAGGAUGGUCUCCAUCUCCUGACCUCGUGAUCCGCCCGUCUCGGCCUCUCAAAGUGCUGGGAUUAGAGGCGUGAGCCACCCGGCCGGGCCAAAAGUAUUAACAUUUUUUUAAUUCAAAAUCUUGGCUUAUGCUGUUAGACCUUUUUACUAGAUCUUUACUCCUAUCCUCAACUUUUUUCUAAUUCUCUAGCUUUUGGUAUGACAUCUCUUGCUUCAAAAAUCUCACUUUUUAAAAACUGACAAAACUUACUGCACUAUUAACAACAUCUGUAGCAAUGAGUGUGUUAUAAGGUGGAUGCAAGGUAUCUUAUAGGAGAUAAUUUUAAAAUGUUACAAUAAUAAUCAAAAACAGUAUUUUAUGGUUGAAAUCUUGAGAACAGAAUUAUGCCAAGCAUUUGUAUAAGGCUAAUGUUUAGCAGGAAGCAUUCAUGAUCAACGAUUUAUCUUGAAAAUAAGAUUCCUUCGUCUGAGGGAUUGAUCUGUAUGUGUGUGUAUAUUUAGUUUCUCAUGACAAGAAAAAUGGUAUUCAGUCAGCUAUAAUAUCAGUAUCUAUAAUCUAUUUCUCGGUAAACAUAUUUGUACAUAUACACGUUUAUUUUUCUAAUUUAACAGAUGUCCUUGGUAUUUAUUUGCAUUUUGUCAUAGCAUUCUUGCUCAUAUGACCUGCAGUAAAACAAAAACAAACCCAACUUUUAAAUGCAAAACUGAUUUUAAAGCCAUUUUCUUUUUUUUAUUUUUUAUUGAAACAGAGUCUCGCUCUGUUGCCCAGGCUGGAGUGCAGUGGUGCGAUCUCAGCUCACUGCAACCUCCACCUCCCGGGUUCAAGCGAUUCUCCUGCCUCAGCCUCCCGAGUAGCUGGGAUUACAGGUGCCCACCACCACGCCUGGUUACUUUUUGUAUUUUUAGUAGAGACAGGGUUUCAUCAUGUUGGCCGGGCGGUCUCAAACUCCUGACCUCAGGUGAUCUGCCCGCCUCAGCCUCCCAAAGUGCUGGGGUUACAGGCAUGAGCCACCACACCUGGCCUUAAAGCCAUUUUCUAGGAUUUUGUUGUUAAUUUUUGUAGAGAUGUAGUCUCGCUAUGUUGCCCAGACUGGUCUUGAACUCCUGGCCUCAACCAAUUCUCCCCCCAACCCCCCCACCCAGCUUCCCAAAGUGUUGGGGUUAUAGGCGUGAGGCACUGCACCCAGCUAGAUUUUUAUUUUAUGAGUUUAGGAAGCAGUGGAUUAGGUGCAUUAGUUUUAAUUACGCAUUAAAGUUUGAGUAAAAAAUUACUUUUUCAAAUUGCUUUUAAUUAAAAGAUAGUAUUAUUUUUCCCUAUCUGAUUAUCAGUUUGUCUUGAUUAUCAGUUUGUCUUGUUAAUAACUUGCAUCCAUCCAAAACAUUAGUAUUUGGUUUUAGUCAUUUCUUUUGGCCUUUAUCAAGGGAAAUAUUUAUUUAAAGAAGGUCUCAUUUACUCCACCUCAUUUAGAAUGACUUUUCCCCCCCGUGUGUUAAUAAACGUAUUUCUUUACAUUGCUUUAAAA
Messenger RNA from Homo sapiens (human), 8724 nucleotides. RefSeq names its product ArfGAP with coiled-coil, ankyrin repeat and PH domains 2 (gene ACAP2). The transcript has 25 exons. Gene Ontology annotation, cellular component: endosome membrane; cytoplasm; plasma membrane. Bases 174 to 2705 code for a protein of 843 amino acids. Lineage: Eukaryota; Metazoa; Chordata; Mammalia; Primates; Hominidae. The record is from RefSeq and is a predicted model, not a curated record. Gene Ontology annotation, molecular function: phosphatidylinositol-3,5-bisphosphate binding; GTPase activator activity; small GTPase binding.